Messenger RNA from Vollenhovia emeryi, 3633 nucleotides. RefSeq lists its product as uncharacterized. The record is from RefSeq and is a predicted model, not a curated record. Gene Ontology annotation, biological process: DNA integration. NCBI's taxonomy places the organism in Eukaryota, Metazoa, Arthropoda, Insecta, Hymenoptera, Formicidae. The transcript has a single exon. Gene Ontology annotation, molecular function: nucleic acid binding. The annotation marks the transcript as partial.
AUGGUCACCUUACGUUUGAAAUCUCUCUACGAGGAUACUUCCGAAUGUGAAGUUAAUGCAUAUAUAUUACCUAAGUUAACCGCUAAACUACCCCCCUUUCGAAUGAAUAAACAAAUAUGGCCUCAUGUCGCCGGACUACAGCUGGCAGAUCCGGACUUUUCAACUCCGGGUCACAUAGACAUAAUCAUAGGGGCUGACAAUUACGGUACUAUAAUACUACCUGGAUUGCAACUAGGAGAAGGUUCCUCACCGAUAGCACAACGAACCAUAUUUGGUUGGGUUCUUUCCGGACCAGUCUCCGCGGAAACAUCUCACUCGGUACAGGCGCAUCAUUGUACUGCCGAUCGAAACUUACAAGAUCUCCUCGCCAGGUUUUGGACGCAAGAGGAAUUCCCUACUUCGGUUACCUCCAUUCGGACGGAAGACGAGGAAAAAUGUGAACAGCAUUUUUUAUCCACACACACGCGGGAUACCACAGGACGUUACGUGGUUCGCCUCCCCCUCAAGUCGGACCCCUCUGUUCUGGGAGAAUCAAAACAAAGAGCGCUCGGAUGCCUACAAGGACUCUUUCAACGAUUUUCACGAAAUCCUGCAUUUCAUCAGCUCUACGCGGACUUUAUAAACGAAUAUAAACGCCUGGGUCAUAUGAAACUGGUCACCAGCGAAAAGGAACAAGCCACUAUGGCAUAUUACUUACCUCACCAUGGAGUGCUCAGAGAACAUAGCAGCACCACCAAACUGAGAGUGGUAUUCAACGGAUCGAGUCUUACAACUCAGGGAUUGUCGCUCAACGACAUUCUUCAUGCCGGUGCCAAAUUACAGACCGACAUUAUUGACAUUUUACUGUGGAUUCGCACUCAUCAAUUCUUAUUUUCAACCGACAUCGAGAAAAUGUUUAGGCAAAUAGCCAUUCAUCCUGACGAUUGGGAUCUUCAAAGAAUCUUGUGGAAAGGGCUGGACGGUCAACCAGAAAUCUACCAGCUCACAACGUUAACGUACGGCCUAAAUUGUGCGCCGUUCCUCGCAUUACGCACGUUGCAGCAGCUCACCGAAGACGAAGGUUCUCGAUUUCCUCACGCUAUUACCCCCUUGACUAAAGGCCGGUAUGUUGACGAUAUCUUCGGAGGAGCCGAAUCCAUUUCGGAAGCCAAGGUUAUCACCGAGCAGUUAAGCAACAUCUGCAAGGCGGGCGGAUUUCCAUUACAGAAAUGGAACAGCAAUUGUCCGGAGAUUCUGCCUUACAUUAAUGAACACUCACAUCUUACGGUUGAGAUCGAACCAACUCUCCACAAAAUCUUAGGCCUCAUCUGGAGACCGGACUCGGACACAUUUCACUUCUCCGUAUCAACGACUACGGAUACUACGCUCACCAAACGGAAAAUCGCAUCCGCUAUCGCGAAGCUAUACGACCCGCUAGGACUGAUUUCACCCAUCCUCGUAUGUGCUAAAAUCAUUUUGCAGCAACUCUGGCUAACAAAGAGUGGAUGGGACGAUCCCACUUCUUCUGACCUACAGGACCAAUGGACGCUCUUCCGACAACAGCUCUCGGAACUCGAGCAAGUUACUAUACCAAGAUGGCUUAAAGGUGUACGUUCCACCUCUCAGAUAGAACUGCAUGGAUUCUCGGAUGCCUCUCAACUCGCGAUGGCAGCUGCCGUGUACGCGAGGAUCCCUCAGGACGACGGCACGUUUUCUGUACAAUUAGUGUGCUCUAAAACAAAGAUAGCACCAAUAAAACGCUCCACUAUCCCUCGCUUAGAAUUGGUCGCCGCACUAUUAUUGGCGCGUCUGAUAAAAACAACAGUUCGGGCGUUGCAGCUUCCAGAAUCAUCCUUGUAUUGUUGGUCGGAUUCUUCUGUUGCGCUCACCUGGAUCAACGCUCACCCGGCACGAUGGAAGGACUUCGUCCACAACCGUGUGCUUGCGAUUCAAGAAAUCAUCCCUAACGGCUCGUGGCAUUUUGUAUCUGGGAAAGAGAAUCCUGCGGACUGCGCUUCAAGAGGCCUCAGACCGGAUCAAUUGAUUAACCACCCCUUGUGGUGGCAGGGCCCCAGCUGGCUAAAGGAAGCAAAGGCAUUCUGGCCUUCUGAAAACUGUCGACCAGAAUCGGGUAUCAAUCUAGAAGAACGACCCGGGCAAGUCAUGGUCGCGACCGCCCCGGCUCAUUCCUACUGGAAUCUAUUGGAUAAAUAUUCCUCCCUCACAAAGCUAUUGCGAGUCACGGCCACCUGCCGUAGAGUCGCCGCAAGGCUCCAAAAAUUGCCGCAAUCAUCACCGGUGCACUACCCCCUGACGCCGACUGAAAUAACUCAAAGCCGCGACAUAUGGGUACGGCUAGUUCAACGGGAAUGGUUCUCAAACGAGAUUCGAUAUAUUACAAAGGGAAAUCCGUUACCAAAAUCAAACCCACUGGUAAGGCUCACGCCCUUCCUGGACAGCGAGGGACUUUUACGAGUUGGAGGACGGUUGCACAAUGCGGCACUCGAUCCGGAAGCUAAACACCCCCUCAUCUUACCAAGAAGAUCACCGCUCACAAUCCUCAUAGUAGACGAUGCACAUCGCAGAACAUUGCACGGAGGCACGCAAGUUACCCUAAAUUGUAUCCGAAACCAAUUCUGGAUCAUCGGUGGAAGAGCACCUGUACGAUCGCGCAUAUUGAAGUGCGUACGGUGCGCGCGCUAUCGAGGUACUCGGGCACAGCAACUCAUGGGGCAGCUGCCGUCCGUUCGAGUUACACCGGCGAGACCUUUUCAAAACUCUGGUCUAGAUUAUGCCGGACCCAUUACAUUAAAAACCUGGAAAGGGCGGGCGGCGCGCACCUAUAAAGGCUACCUCGCCAUUUUUAUUUGCCUCGCGACCUCCGCGAUACACAUAGAAGUAGUUACGGACUACACCACUGCCGCCUUUAUCGCCGCAUUCAAGCGCUUCACCGGCCGGCGGGGCAUCUGCAAUACCCUACAGAGUGACUGCGGAACCAAUUUCCUGGGAGCUGACGCUGAGCUGCGACGCCAGUUUGAUUCUUCUUCCACCGAACUGAAAGAGCUAGCCUCUUUACUCGCUACAGACGGUACGGAGUGGAAAUUUAAUCCUCCGUCUUCGCCACACUUCGGCGGACUGUGGGAGGCCGCAGUCAAGUCCACAAAAUACCACCUGAAACGGGUUCUGAGAGAAGCGGUGCUAACAUACGAAGAAAUGACGACUGUCACCAUACAAAUAGAAGCUGUCCUCAAUUCAAGGCCGCUGUGUCCACUAUCCGAAGACGUCAAUGACUACUCCGCCUUAACUCCAGGGCAUUUCUUGAUCGGGGAACCUCCAGCUAUUAUCCCAGAACCAAAUUUGGCAACGGAAAUAACUUCGCGUCUUUCUCGCUGGCAACUUCUCAAGCAGAAGCUGGAUCAGUUUUGGAACCGGUGGUCCUCGGAAUGCCUGCAGCGAUAUCAGGCCAUAUCCAAGUGGCAUCACCCCUCGCAUGAAAUUAAGGAGGGAUCCUUGGUACUAAUGGUGGAUGAACGUUAUCCGCCCGGAAAAUGGCCCCUCGCGAGAAUCACACAAUUGCAUCCAGGAGCCGACGGAUUAAUCAGAGUUGUCUCUUUACAGACUGCCUCCUCCAGUUACAAAAGACCGAUAGCUAAA